AUGGAUUUCAACGAUCUUAAGAAUACGGUCUCGAACCUGACCCUAUAUGAUCUCAAGGCGGGAUUCCGCAAGGCCCAGAAUGCCGUCAUGAACUUUACAGAGAUGGAGGCCAAGGUUCGAGAAGCCACCAACAACGAACCUUGGGGUGCUUCCUCCAGCACCAUGCAGGAAAUCGCCAACGGUACCUUUAGCUACCAAACAUUAAACGAGAUCAUGCCCAUGAUCUAUCGACGAUUUACGGAAAAGGCUGCGGAUGAAUGGCGACAGAUUUACAAGGCUCUCCAGCUGCUCGAGUUUCUUAUCAAGCACGGCUCUGAAAGAGUGAUUGACGAUGCUCGCGGUCAUAUCACAUUGCUCAAGAUGCUUCGUCAAUUCCACUAUAUCGACCAGAACGGCAAGGACCAGGGCCUUAACGUUAGAAACAGAGCCAAGGAGCUGACAGAGCUUCUUGGUGACGUUGACCGAAUCAGAGCAGAGCGCAAGAAGGCUCGCGCGACCAAGAAUAAAUAUACCGGUGUUGAGGGUGGUACCGGCCGUUUUGGCGGCUUUGGAAACGAAUCUUCGGGCUAUGGUGGCGGCAGCUCAUCCAACUUUGGCGGCUUCUCCGGCGGCGUCUACGGAGACGGUGGUGGCUUUGGUGGACAAUCGGCCGAAUAUGACGAACCCGCUGCACGAGCCGACAAGUUUGAAGAAUACGACGAGUUUGAUGAGGGCGAGCGACCAUCGGGAAGCUCUCGUCCUAAGCGAACCGAGCGAGCAGCAGCUAAGGCGCCGGCCGAGCCACCCAAGAAGAAAGAGCCUGAGGUUGACCUGUUCUCCUUUGACGAGCCUGUACAGAGCUCAGCUCCUGUUGCUGCGCCCAUGCAGAGUUCUGGAUUAGCCGACUUGGCCGGUAGAAGCGCUGCCCCAGCCAACGAUGACGACGACGAGUUUGAUGACUUCCAAUCUGCUGCUGAGCCUACAUCCAACGCCCAAUUCGCCGCCCCUCAACCAGUAUCUGCUCCCCAACAGGCCAACCUCAGCAACAUGGUUGGCAUGUCUUCCAUCUCCCCUGCGCCAAGCUCCAACUCGAACGCGACCCCCGGCGUCAACUACUCAGCCUUUAGCACACCCAUGACAGCGACACCAAGCGCGGCACUGGCCCAGACACAGGCACAGCCGUCCGCUGGCUUUCAGUCAUCCGGCCCCAACUACUUUGGCAAUGUUCAAUCCAAGCCAGCUACGAGCACAAUAUCGAGCAUCCCAACGACGACCCAGUCUGGCCCUACCACCAUGGCCAACAUGAGACCCGUUGCCAGUGCCAACAAGCCCGCUGCGCCAGCUGCCGGCGGCGAUGCCUUCGGUGCUCUCUGGGGCAAGGCCAGUUCCGGUAUCAAGAAGACGAGUGCACCAGCCGGCCCAGCCAUGGGCCAGCUCGCCAAGGAGAAGAGCAGUGCCGGUAUCUGGGGCACGCCAGCAUCGUCCACGCCUGCCUCUGGCGGCGCUGGUUCCGGCUCUGCGUCCGGCGACCUUCUUGGUUAA
This is a messenger RNA of [Torrubiella] hemipterigena, 1521 nucleotides long. The record is from the annotation of a GenBank genome assembly. NCBI's taxonomy places the organism in Eukaryota, Fungi, Ascomycota, Sordariomycetes, Hypocreales, Clavicipitaceae.